Messenger RNA from Triticum dicoccoides, 1743 nucleotides. RefSeq names its product endoglucanase 21-like. Gene Ontology annotation, molecular function: hydrolase activity, hydrolyzing O-glycosyl compounds. The coding region runs from base 80 to 1594 and encodes 504 amino acids. The transcript has 4 exons. Gene Ontology annotation, biological process: carbohydrate metabolic process. The record is from RefSeq and is a predicted model, not a curated record. Lineage: Eukaryota; Viridiplantae; Streptophyta; Magnoliopsida; Poales; Poaceae.
CAGUUCUUAUAUAACGAGGAGGAACGGAGUGGGAGAAGCACAACAGAGCUAAACCCAGAGAGAAAGCAAAAGAGCACACAUGGCGACAAGAAUCAAAAUGCUCUUGUCUCUUGCCAUCUGUGCCGUGCUCGCACUCGUGCACCUUCCGUUCACCACGGCUGGCGGCGGCGAGGUGGCGGCGCCAUUUGAGUACAAGAAGGCGCUCCACAGCAGCCUCCUCUACUUCGAGGCACAGCGAUCGGGCCGCCUGCCGCACAACCAGCGCGUCAAGUGGCGCGGCCACUCUGGCCUCGCCGACGGCCUACAGCAGGGCGUGGACCUCGUGGGCGGGUACUAUGACGCCGGCGACAACGUCAAGUUCGGCCUGCCGAUGGCGUUCACGGUCACCAUGCUGUCGUGGAGCGCCAUGGAGUUCGCGGACGACAUCACUGCCGCCGGCGAGUGGCGGCACGUGCUGGAGGCCAUUAAGUGGGGCACCGACUACUUCGUCAAGGCGCACACCGAGCCGUACGUGCUCUGGGCCGAGGUUGGCGACGGCGACACCGACCACUACUGCUGGCAGCGGCCCGAGGACAUGACCACGUCGCGGCAGGCCUACAAGGUCGACCGCGACAACCCUGGCUCAGACCUCGUCGGCGAGACCGCCGCCGCGCUGGCCGCCGCCUCCAUGGUGUUCCGCCGCUCCAACCCCCACUACGCACAAGUUCUCCUCCACCACGCCGAGCAGCUGUUCGAGUUCGGGGACAAAUACAGGGGAAAGUACGACAGUAGCAUCGGCGAGGCGUAUAGCUACUACGCGUCGGUGAGCGGGUACGGCGACGAGAUCCUUUGGGCGGCGCUGUGGCUGCACCGGGCGACGGGGAAGGCGAGCUACCUGGACUACGCCGUGGACAUGGCCGACGAGUUCGGCGGCACCACCUGGGCCAUCACGGAGUUCAGCUGGGACGUCAAGUACGCCGGCCUCCAGAUCCUCGCCACCAAGGUGCUGCUGGAAGGGAAGCACCCGGAAUACAAGGCGACGCUGGAGAAAUACCUUCCAGCUUGCCUCAACAAAGAACGGCGACGCCUCUUUGUUGCCAAGGCGGAGCACUACCUCUGCGCCUGCCUCAACAAGAACGGCGACGCCGGCAACGUCAACCGCACCGCCGGCGGCAUGCUCUUCGUCCGGCAGUGGAACAACAUGCAGUACGUCACCAACGCCGCCUUCCUCCUCACGGUCUACUCCCGCUACCUCACCUCCGCGGGCCAGGAGCCGCCGGUGCUGCAGUGCCCCGACGGGCCGGCACACGCCGACGAGCUGCGGUCCCUGGCACGAGCGCAGACCGACUACGUCCUCGGCGCGAACCCUGCCGGCGUGAGCUACUUGGUCGGGUUCAUCGGGUGCAUGCAGGGGUACGACAACUGGUUCCUCCGGAGGGGGGCGAACCCAAACGUGGUCAUCGGCGCCAUCGUCGGCGGGCCGGACCACCUCGACCGGUUCAGGGACAGGCGCGACAACUACAUGCAAACGGAGGCGUGCACGUACAACACCGCGCCCAUGGUUGGCAUCUUCGCACACUUGCACGGCAAAACGGCCAUCAUGAAGAAAAGCUGAACAGGAAGAAGUUCUAAGAUUAGUGUGAAGUUUUACAAAACUGGUCUAGGAUGUUUUUUGUUGGUUUAGUUAACUGCUUAGAUUGUUCAUAUUGGUAGAGAAAGUAGAGAGUGCAGAGUAGUGGUGUAUGUGGUUUGCAAACAAGAUGA